UUGGCCGAAGGCGAAUUAUCGACCAAUCACGAGACGACUUCGUCCUCGUAGUAACUUUUGAAAGUUACUGUCAAAAUGACAGCUUUUGUGCGAAUUUUAGGUUAUACAAAGCCCAGUUUUUCAAUAAAAACUUUAUUUCGUAAGAUUUAUACGACAGCGAAGUUAAAUCACGGUGAAUACGAAUGGCAGGAUCCCAAAUCCCCCGAUGAAGUUGUUAACAUAACUUUUGUUACAAAAGACGGUGAAAAGGUCCCUGUAAAGGGCAAAGUAGGUGAUAAUGUCCUAUACUUGGCUCACAGAUACAAAAUUCCCAUGGAAGGGGCCUGUGAGGCCUCCCUAGCAUGUACCACUUGUCACGUUUAUGUGAAAAGUGAUCACGAACUUACGCCAGCUGAGGAAAAAGAAGAGGAUUUGUUAGACAUGGCGCCGUUUCUUAAAGAAAACUCUAGGUUAGGUUGUCAGAUUAUUUUAACCAAAGAAUUAGAAGGGCUUGAGUUAGAAUUGCCACAAGCAACGAGGAACUUUUACGUUGAUGGCCACACACCAGCGCCUCAUUAACCUUCUAUUGUGUAAAUAACGAGUUAUGAAGUCAGCCACCAAUUUAUUUUAAUAAAAAAGUGUUAAAAAUUUA
Molecule: messenger RNA, 631 nt
Organism: Tribolium castaneum (red flour beetle)
Lineage: Eukaryota; Metazoa; Arthropoda; Insecta; Coleoptera; Tenebrionidae
Gene: Fdx1
Product: Ferredoxin 1
Exons: 3
Coding region: 76-558 (160 amino acids)
Biological process (GO): positive regulation of oxidoreductase activity; P450-containing electron transport chain
Cellular component (GO): mitochondrion
Molecular function (GO): 2 iron, 2 sulfur cluster binding
Source: RefSeq, a predicted model, not a curated record